This is a messenger RNA of Orbilia oligospora ATCC 24927, 369 nucleotides long. RefSeq lists its product as uncharacterized. Gene Ontology annotation, molecular function: phosphatidylethanolamine binding. Gene Ontology annotation, biological process: cellular response to nitrogen starvation; macroautophagy. The record is from RefSeq and is a predicted model, not a curated record. Gene Ontology annotation, cellular component: cytosol; autophagosome; fungal-type vacuole membrane. NCBI's taxonomy places the organism in Eukaryota, Fungi, Ascomycota, Orbiliomycetes, Orbiliales, Orbiliaceae. The transcript is spliced from 3 exons. Bases 1 to 369 code for a protein of 122 amino acids.
AUGGCACGAUCAAAGUUUAAGGACGAGCACACCUUUGAGAAGCGUAAGGCUGAGGCCGAGCGCAUAAGACAGAAAUACACCGAUCGUAUUCCCGUUAUCUGUGAAAAGGUAGAAAAGUCCGACAUCGCCACCAUUGAUAAGAAGAAGUACUUGGUUCCUGCCGAUCUUACGGUCGGCCAGUUUGUAUACGUAAUUCGUAAGCGUAUCAAGCUGUCUCCCGAGAAGGCCAUCUUCAUCUUUGUUGAUGAAGUCCUACCUCCUACUGCCGCUCUCAUGAGCUCUAUCUACGAAGAGCACAAGGAUGAAGACGGUUUCCUCUACAUCACAUAUUCCGGCGAAAACACCUUCGGCUACGAGUACCUUGCCUGA